AUGAAGCUCACCACCAUAAUCCUCGGCGCCAUGGCCACCAUUGCCAUGGGCAGCCCCGUUGCCGUGUCCCAGGACGAGUCUCCGGCGACCAACAUGGCAGCCGUCGACACAGCCUCGAUUGCCGCCUACUGCAAGCAGUGCGAUGCUUUCUUCACCAAGUGCAUGGGCUCGAUCGGAUGCUGGUACAACCCCUACGGUUGCUCCAUCACGUGCGGCGUCGACACUUGCCGGGCCUACAACGGCGACUGCAAGCGCAACUGCAACUACAACAAGUGCUAG
Molecule: messenger RNA, 279 nt
Organism: Exserohilum turcica Et28A
Lineage: Eukaryota; Fungi; Ascomycota; Dothideomycetes; Pleosporales; Pleosporaceae
Exons: 2
Coding region: 1-279 (92 amino acids)
Source: RefSeq, a predicted model, not a curated record